AUGACGGUCCAACAGCAUGUCCUCAACUGGCUUUACAGUGUUCUGACCAGCGAAUACCACGACGUCAACCGCAGUUACGACGGCAUCGCUCGCGUGCUCAGCCGCUACCCGACCCUCUCACCGCGCACCGACGUGUAUACUUCACCCGAUGGCGCCAGCGCGCUGCUGGUGCACCUCUCUGGCACGCUGCCCGUCAACUUUCGCGGCAGCACGUACCGAUUCCCGCUGUCGAUAUGGAUACCACACAGAUACCCGAGGGAACCGCCAAUAAUAUACGUUACGCCUACCGAGUCCAUGCUGAUACGGCCAGGGCAGCAUGUCGACCAGCAAGGCCAGGUCUACCACCCUUACCUUGUUGGGUGGCAGCAGUUUUGGGAUAAAUCGACCUUGCAAGACUUUCUCGCGAUACUUGCCGACGUAUUCGCAAAAGAACCACCGGUGGUGGCGCGACAGCCGAGACCGGCGGCGCAGCCACAACCGCAACCCGAGACCCCUCCGCCUGUCCCUCCAUUGCCCGUCGAGAUGGCAGCGAGACCAGUGCAAUCACCAGCUUCAGAACAGGCACGACCCCCAAUCCCGCCGAAAUCUCCACAAGACUCUAGAUCAACUUCUGGCCCUCCACUACCGCCUUUGCCCCCGACGUCUCCCUUGGCGCAGCAGCGACAACCCUCAAGAUAUGACUCGGCGCCUCCGUUGCCACCGCAAGCGCAUCAACACGAGCUGGGAACUACCCAAGGAGUCGCAAGUUUUGGAGCCACCGUCGCCAGCCCUCCUGUGUAUCCUCCGCAUCAGUCACAACACCAAGCGAACCCAAGCACCGGAUCCGCGUUACCAACAUAUAGCCAAGGCAACUGGCAACAGCAACCACCACAGCCCGGAUCAUGGGGCCAAAUGCAUCAUAAUCAAACACGAAAUUACCCCCCUGAGCAAAGCACAGCUCAUGCGCAGCCACCACCACCGCAGGAUCUACUUCUGGACGACCCACUGACGAUUGACAUCCCCCCGCCGUCAACGGUCAAGGCGCCCCCCAUCCCCCCCAACCCGGAAAAGGACCAGCUGCUGCGACAGUUGGCCCAAACACUGGCAUACAUGAGAAAGCAGAGCCGCCAGCAGAACGAGCAGUCGAUGACAGGCCUGCAGGCCCAGCGCGCGGCGAUGGUGCAGGCGAUGGCGGGCCUCCAGUCGGAGCUGGGACAGCUCACGCAGCUGUCGAGUCUGCUGGCGUCCAACACUAACAUCCUGCAUGAGGCGCUGCGGCGAGCAGACGGGGUGAUUGAGGGCUCGGCCGGACACGCCAAGCCGGAUAUUGAUGAGCUGCUGGUGGCACCGACGGUGGUAUCGAACCAGCUGUAUAGCCUGGUGGCGGAGGAGCGCGCUCUGGGCGACGCGAUCUUCAUGCUGGGAAGGGCUGUGGAACGGGGAAAGAUCCCGGCGGCCGUGUUUGCCAAGACGACGAGAUCGCUGGCGCGCGAGUGGUACCUGAAGAAGGCGCUGGCGCGCAAGAUAGCUGAGGGCAUGGGAAUGGGCGGCGUUGGCCAGGCUGCGGGACGAGGACAAUCCUAA
Messenger RNA from Cordyceps fumosorosea ARSEF 2679, 1563 nucleotides. Its product is annotated as tumor susceptibility protein. Gene Ontology annotation, biological process: protein transport; endosome to lysosome transport; protein modification process. Gene Ontology annotation, molecular function: ubiquitin binding. The record is from RefSeq and is a predicted model, not a curated record. The transcript is spliced from 4 exons. NCBI's taxonomy places the organism in Eukaryota, Fungi, Ascomycota, Sordariomycetes, Hypocreales, Cordycipitaceae. The coding region runs from base 1 to 1563 and encodes 520 amino acids. Gene Ontology annotation, cellular component: ESCRT I complex.